AUGUCAACCCCAGAGAUCCCAACGCGUCGACCUACCUACCCUCUCGCUCACGCUUUCCGCCGUAAACCCCGUCGUCUCCCUCUCGUCCUCCGCUUCUCAAAGGGCGCCGUACACGACAUCAUCCUCAUACCCGUGCUCCUCCACUCGCUCUUCACCGUCCUGAUCGUAUACAUCGACACCCGCUAUGUGGACAGCAUAUCCAUUCCCGCGACCAUCAUACCCUCGCUCUCCAUAGUAGUCGGUCUGAUGCUAGUCUUCCGCAAUAGCACCGGCUACGACCGCUUCUGGACCGGCCGCAACUGCCUCACCACAAUCGGAACCUGCGUCCGCAACCUCGCUCGGAUCUGUCUCGUAAACUCCCGCGACAAAGACGGCCAUGCCACGGAAGAAGAAAGAAGGGAUACCGAGAAUAUAGUCCGAGUCCUGGUAGCCGUCUUGUACUCUAUCAAACACAACCUCCGCGCGGAGUUCAAUAUCCCACCUGCGAGUCUGGCUACUCUGCCGCCUCAACCAAGCGUCUACCCGAACCGCUCCCGUCCUGUUUCCAGACGCCCCAGCUACAUCGACCGCACUGGUAGUUUCGGUCCGUUCUAUCCUCCCAUUCUCACAAACAACAGCACGAGUACCACCCCGCUUCUCGGCGGAUCGACUGCCACCCUCGAGAACGGCGAUGGAACAACACCUAUGAAGAAGGACGAAUACGUGUCGCUCCUUCCGGAAGGCUUGAUGGGCUACGAGGAUCAAGGUCUCGGUCUGCCCUUACAACUCACGAUCCUGCUAGAAGGCUACAUCCGCCGCGGUCACGAUAGAGGCUGGUUCCAUGCGCCCCUCUCCUCGCAAAUGACUGUUCAGCUAAACACUCUUGUUUCUGCGUACGGCACUAUGGAGACUAUUCACAGCACGCCCAUCCCUGUCGCACACCUGAUUCACCAGAAGCAGGUCCUGGCGCUGUAUGCAUGUGUCCUUCCUUUUGCCAUUGUCGAUGAUUACAGGUGGUGGAGUGUGCCCAUUGUGGCCAUCAUUGCGUUCACGCUCUAUGGUAUUGAGGGUAUUGGUGUUCAGUUGGAGGAUCCGUUUGGAUAUGAUAAGAAUGACAUCAAGAUGGACGGCAUCAUUGAGGAUACGAGGCAGGAGGUUAUGGUGUUGUUGGAGGAGUGGAGGGCGAGUCACGAAGGGAGGGCCAUGGGGGGUAUGUUCGAGUGUGAGUCGUUUUGCGAGUGA
This is a messenger RNA of Alternaria metachromatica, 1221 nucleotides long. RefSeq lists its product as uncharacterized. The coding region runs from base 1 to 1221 and encodes 406 amino acids. The record is from RefSeq and is a predicted model, not a curated record. NCBI's taxonomy places the organism in Eukaryota, Fungi, Ascomycota, Dothideomycetes, Pleosporales, Pleosporaceae. The transcript has a single exon. Gene Ontology annotation, molecular function: chloride channel activity.